Acanthochromis polyacanthus (spiny chromis) is the source of this 9618-nucleotide messenger RNA. It is a transcript of the gene ppm1e, whose product is annotated as protein phosphatase, Mg2+/Mn2+ dependent, 1E. The transcript has 8 exons. Gene Ontology annotation, molecular function: cation binding; protein serine/threonine phosphatase activity. NCBI's taxonomy places the organism in Eukaryota, Metazoa, Chordata, Actinopteri, Pomacentridae. The record is from RefSeq and is a predicted model, not a curated record. Bases 255 to 2120 code for a protein of 621 amino acids. Gene Ontology annotation, biological process: negative regulation of protein kinase activity; protein dephosphorylation.
AGAGCUGCGUGCGCGCCCCCACCCGGCGCCGUCGUCUCUCUGACGUCACCGCCCUGUGAUCAUCCGAAAUCCCUGAUAACGCGGCGCGCGCUCCCGCUCGGCUGUGAAUGGGGGCUCAGUCCAGCCUGUGACAGCUCGUCCAGCGGUACGAACCUCGGUCCCGCUGCUCCUGUCGGCUCCGCUGCGCUCAGACUCCCCCCCGCUAGCGAACGGCGCCGCUCCUCCGGUAGUCCCCGUCCGUUCAGGAAUGAGAAAUGAUGGCCGGCUCUGCAGCAGAGGAGAAAACCUUCCGCCGGUUCCUGGAGCUCUUCCUCCGGGAGAUGAGAACGCCUCUGCAGGAGAGCGACCCGCUGCCGCUGCGCCCCUUGACGGACCUGGUAUCUGAGGACGAAGUGGAGGGGGAAUGCCUCGACCUGUGUCUGCAGCACCUCUACAAAUAUAACUGCCCCUGCUCCCUGGCUGCUGCCCUGGCCCGGGCCACUGCAGACAGCAUCCUGCAGACCGACCUCUCCAUCCACCACCUCAACAAAACCGUGGAAGAUGGAGCCGACCCGUUACCACAGUUGGAAUCUGUGAAACUCGCCCGGCUGGUGUUCAACAGCCUCUUCGAGAUGUGCUGCCUCUGGAUGAAGGAGCUGCCGUUCCACCGCCGUCCACAGCCGUACUACGAGACGUCCAUCCACGCCAUCAAGAACAUGAGGCGCAAGAUGGAGGACAAGCACGUCAUCAUCCCCGACUUCAACACGCUGUUCAACGUUCAGGAUCAGGAAGAACAAGCCUUCUUUGCUGUGUUCGACGGUCAUGGUGGGGUGGAUGCUGCCGUUUACGCUGCCAACCAUCUGCACGUCAACUUAGUUCGACAGGAAUCGUUCAGCCAGGACCCCAGCGAGGCGCUCUACAGAGCCUUCAGACUCACAGACGAAUGCUUCGUGAAGAAGGCUUCACGAGAGAGCCUGCGUUGUGGCACAACAGGCGUGGUGACGUUCCUCCGGGGUCGGACGUUGUACGUGGCCUGGCUGGGCGACUCUCAGGUCAUUCUGGUCAGGAGAGGGCAGGUGGUGGAGCUGAUGAAACCACACAAACCAGACAGAGAGGAUGAGAAGAAGAGGAUCGAAGCUCUGGGAGGUUGUGUGAUCUGGUUCGGCACAUGGAGGGUCAACGGCAGCCUGUCGGUAUCCAGAGCGAUAGGCGACUCGGAGCACAAGCCCUACAUCUGUGGAGAUGCAGACCAUAGUAUCUUCCCAUUGGACGGCUCAGAAGACUACCUGAUCCUGGCCUGUGACGGCUUCUGGGACACCGUGGGUCCAGACGAGGCGGUGCGGGUGGUCAGCGACCAUCUCCAGGAGAACGCCGGAGACACCACCAUGGUGGCCCACAAGCUGGUGGCCUCGGCCCGAGAUGCGGGCUCCAGUGAUAACAUCACCGUCAUAGUGGUCUUCUUGCGGGACCCUCGCUCUCCGCUGCCCACCAGCACUGAGGAGGAAGAGGAGGGUGUGAUGGAGGGGGAGGUGGAGGCAGAGGAGGUGGCAGAGGUGGAGGAGGAGGAGCAGGAAGAGGAGGAGGAGGAGGAGGAAGAUGAAGCAGUCAGGGUGGAGCGUGAUGGCGGUGAGGGAGGCAGCACUGCGGACAUCGGGGGGAAGGGCCGCGGAGGUUGGCCCCUGCAGCAGUGCUCGGCCCCCGCUGACCUCAGCUACGAAGACCGAACGGACUCGUUGACGGACAGAACGAGCCUCAGCCUGCUGGGGCCGUCGCUGGAGGGUCGCAUCUCCCUGAUCCGGGGUAACAGGAAGCCCUGCUUCAACUUCAGCCCCGACCUCUUCACGGCCUCCCACAUCUACCGAGAAGAACGCCCCCUGAAGCGCACGUCCUGUAUCCCUUUUCAGGAGCCCAGCACCUCUAGCUUCACGGACCCACUGUGGCCCCAGACAGCCAUGCUGUUAGGCCAGGCAGUGAGGCGAAGCCACAGGCCUGGUUAUGGUGGUCGCCGGUGGCGCCGGCGGUGGCCAGACAGGUCCAGGGAGCUGCUAGGCCUGUCACCAUCCGGCCCCUUGCUGCCCUUCAUGCAGCACUACUCCAACCGGAGGCCUGGCGUCGCCGCGCCCCACGAUGUCACCAUCUGAAGAGGUGACCCAAACCAAACCAUCUCCUUCAUUUCUUCAGCCCUGCUCCCUGCCCCUCCGCCCCCCAACCCACCCACCUUUGCCUUCAACAACACAUCUUUCUUUGAUAGUUGGUAGUUGUGGCUCCUGCAGUUGUCGUGUGAUUAUUGAAUCUCUGUUGGAGGAGUGGUGCUCUCUAUCCUAAGCCGAAACAUUUCCAAAUGUAAGCUGGCCCACUAAACACAAGCCCUGCUCCUUAGUGCUGUAGGUAAAACGCAAAACUGCAUCCUCUCCAUGGUGACCACGGAUCAGUCAUCAUGAAACCAGAGCUGGAAGCGCAGGUUACUGAGAUGUGUUCAGACUGAAUGUGAAAUGCAUCUUUGAAGCAGCAAACAGUUUGAUGAAAGGACAAGAAGAAACAGGUUAUACUAGUGUGAACUGUGCAACUAAACCUAAAUAAAAGAGAGUUUACAGGCAAAUAACAGAAACAGGCAGAGUCACAGGUACGUUUUAAAAUCAAUUGGCUGGACUCGCAUUGUUAGCUAGCUGAAGCUUAAUUCUGCGCUGAACAAUGAAAGCUCUUCAGUGCACUUCCAUUCAGUCUGUACACACAUUUAAGUUUAAUUUAUGGCCUUGGUCGCUCAGCACUCUUUACACAGAUGUUAUCCAUUUUGGAAAGAAAGAAAAAGUAAAAUGCUACAAGUUCUGAUGCUCUCUGGUACAUACAAUACACUACUCAGCCAAAAGUAUGUAGACACCUGAAAAUUAGACGAAUAUGUUGAGGAUUUGUUCCAUUCAGUCACAGCAAGUCGCAUGAACUUCAGCUGUUUUUUAGGGUAGAAUUGAUAGAAGUAUUUUCUAUACAAAUAUCUACUGGAUAAACAAACUGUUCCUCAUGACCUCAGACAUAUUUUUGGUGUUCCAUACUGUAAUUUCCUGUUACUUGUUGGAUGAUAUAUAUGUCCACCACCACCCAGAUGCAAAUAUUAAGGUAAUAUUAACAGAAUAUUGGCUCUGAAGAUGAUUUGUUCAUGAACUGUUCCUACAAACUGGAAAAGACAUUCUUAUCAUCCAUCACUAUAGCUGGACAGUAGUAGUAGUAGACUGAAACUAAACAAUCUUGGAGAACAAACACACAAAAUACCAUUUAAAUGGACUAUCAACACACAUUUUCCUGCGCCCAAGAAAGAAAGUAUAAAGAGUUUGACUGUGUGAUCGCUUCUCUUUCUUCCCAUUUGAAGUCACCUAGGGUUAGGUGACACACAUCGUCUUUUGUCUUGAGACAGCUGUCGAGAAUGUCGAGCGACCGAGCAUUAAAUUAAGCUCUAAUGGCCCUGUCUGCCUCUUUGUCCCCUCAGCAAUCCUUUGGUGGCGGAUGAAUAACAUCCAUAGAGGAGGCUGGAACAAUUGUUGCUGCUGGUUUCUGGGGCUGAAGGCACAUGGUGUUCUGCCCCCUCCUAUACAGUCAGUGACCCUAGCCAUUAUCCAGCCACAAUUUGUCUACAGAUAAAAGCAUUUAGCACAGGAUUAUAAAAGAUUAGCAGUCACCUACCUGAAUAAAUGCUUCAUGUAUUCCAGUAUUUCAGAUGGGGAUGUGCUCCUGGGAUAAUGGGUUUUUUUGGGGGGGAGGGGGAGGGGUAUUUAAAAAUAUAUUUUUGUUAUAGUUGUUGUUGGGCCUCAUAGUUAUUGCAAGUAUUCCAAUUGUAUUUCCUUUCACACAAGACCCCUGGAACAGAAAUAUUUCCCAGCAGGCUUGCGAAGUCCACAACUAUUCAAUGUUGGGCCAGGAUAGUUGAAAGCUGCAGAACACGUGCCUUCCAUAUGUGUUACCAAGGCCUACUUCCUUCACAUUUACCGAUCACUAAUUACUAGAAUCAUGUGUUGACAUCACCACUGAGGACAAGUCCGGCUUGUACCGGCAGACAAGUCAUACUAUGACUUUGUGAAAGUUAAAAGGAAUAGUUUUGGCUGAUUUACUCUUGUGUUCAUAGUUUCUUGAGGAAAUUAAUACCACUCUCAUAUCUGUCUGUCAUAAAAAUAUGAAACUACAACAAGCAUUAGCUUAAAUGUUUGAUACAUGGAUGAUGAUGCCGCAACGCAAAGCUGUGGCUAAUUAUCCACCAAAGGGUAUCAAUCAAGAUGGGAGGUUCAUCUACAAACAAAAUAAUUAUAAUUCACAGAUUUUGAAGCUGUUUGGUUGGGUAUAAAUGCCAGAAAUGGUUAUGUCAUACAGGGCAUUUGCUUAAACUACAAUUUGGUAACAUGUACACUCACCUGUCACUUUAUUAGGUACAGCUGUGAAAUAUAAUGCAAUAUGUGAUAUUGAGGAGGACACCACAGUCCAGUAUGACCACAAUGUGAAGUGGAAUUCUUUGGCAGUCGUGACAAAGAAAUCCUAAGUGCUUCAGUGAAAGGCAACUAGACUUCUCUUUGUGGAUCUUGAAGAUGUUUCACUCAUCCAAAAUGCUUCUUCAGUUCUACCUUGGUGACAGGAAGUACACCCUAAAUAACAAGGCUACUGAGCCUUUAAUGAUCCAAGAUUACUAUGUCUAAAAAACUAAGGAAAACCUUUUUUUUCGAACAGCAACAUUCACAUUUUGGACAGUGAAGAUAGACGGUUGGAGAGAUGAAGUAAAGGAAACCAUCAACGAAAAACUGGAACAGAAAUCUCUCAACAGGCGAGGGGGUCUACAACACCAUUUAUACUUAGAAUAGAGACAGUUUUACAGCCAUUAACACUUCAAGUUGAUCUUGGGUUAUUAACAAGCCAUUAACCAUGUGUUCUGGAGGUGAGACUAAAUACCUGAGAGUCUCCAUCAGCUGGUUAGAACUGAGGAAACCUUUUGGUUGAGAGAUGAAACAUCUUCAAGAACCAAGCAGAGAGGUCUAUUUUCCUUAAACUGAAGCAUUUAGCUUUACUUUUUCCUGGAUGGCUGAGAAUCCACACAGAUAAACUUUGUAAAAGAAGUCUUUAUGGCAAAGCUUUUGUAUUGGAUUGCAUUAGACCUCACAGAUGUGCUUAAUAAAGUGUCCAGUGACUAUAAUAUUUAACAUGUACGUAUCCUUUGCAAUCUAUUUCCAAGUAUAAGGAAAUAAACAAAGACUCAGGCAAUGAAAAAGAACUAGAACAAACACUUGUCAGUCCUAGAGUUAUGGACAACUGAAAGUAAAUGAAAUAGUAUAUUGCUAUUAUACCAAUACAAAGCACUUUUCCUCAUCUGGAAGUUACAGCUGUGCUUACAGUCACUGUUAGAUUAGGUGAGAGAUUGCUUACUGUUUUAUAUCAAACAAAAAAUCACAAACUAUAAAGUAUUUUAAAACUGUAAACUAUUUGAAACGUUAUUCUCCUGUGCUUGGUUUUAGCACUUCUUUCAUUCGGAGAGCCAAAGGCAGCAAAAAUGUGACAUUUUCUUCUAUUUCAGAGACACAUUAGCUUGGAUUAGAUUAGUGCAAAGAUAGCUAGCACAGCUCUAUCAAAAGCUAAAACAAUAAAAUUAACUUCUCCCUCUGUCUUUUAGCAUGAUGUGUGUAUCUACAACUGCACUUGUAAGACUUUUACCAACACAUUUAAAUGAGACCUUUUUUCAUAUCAGCCUGACAGUUAGCAAAACAAGCUAGCUAGGGAUUUGCGAGCAACAGUUAUAUAGCUUAAAGACUGUAAGCGGGUGGAAACUGCUAGAUUGGUCAGAGGGUUAAAAAACUGCCAACAAUUUGUCAUUAUUUUAUAUGUUUGUGUAUAUUUUAAAUAAACAGUAAAUAAUGUGUUAGAAUUUGUGGAUUUUGCUAGAUUUUCACAAAGCCAUGCAAGCUGUUUCCUCCUGCUUUCUGUCUCUAUGCUAAGUUAAGCUAACGGGCUGGUGGUGGUGUUGCAGUAGCUUCGUAUAUAAGUUGGUGUACAGAUAUGAGAAUGGUGUUAAACUUUUCAUGAAGACGAUGAACAAGAGUAUUUCCCAACAGCAUACAGGAGAAACUGCACAUUUUGUGCCUCGGUAGCCUGCGGAAAGAGAGUUAUCAUGUGUAAAUAGACUUGUGGUAUUAGCAAUCCCUGCGCAGCAACACCACACAGCAAACAUCCCUGCAAGAUAUCUCCCACCAUCACAGGAUUCCACUGAGGCUGCCCCACGGCCCCACACAGCCUUUAUAAUUGGAUCUGUGUCUGAUCUGAUACAGAUUCUGCAUCAGAGUGCCCCUGCUCUGCUGUCUAACAUGCUGCAUUUCAGCUAUCAGGUCAAUAGAAAUGUUCAAACUCAGUUUUCUGCCGCCUUUCGUAAGGCUAAGACACAAAAGCCAUAUGUAACCCCAAAUAUCUACUCUUCUGAGUUCCUUAUUAAUGUUAAAUUAUUAUUAUGAUUAACAAACAACUAUGUAACCUCCAAAUAAUAAUCCUCCUGCUGAUUUAUAUGACACUAUAAUGAAAAGUUUCAUAUUAGACUCAUAUUAAUCCCUUUCUAAUAAGUCUAACAGCACUCGUACCCAGUUAACUUGGCGAGUCUAAUCUGUGGAGACACUUCUGUCACAUUGCAUUUAACAUGUAACCUCCUGUAUCUAACCAUGCUUGAUGACUGUAACCGAACUAUACUGCAAAUUUACUAUGAAAACUACUAUAAAAACCACAGGCAAACACAUCAACUUCAUAACUGUCAAUCCCUUUCACAUUUGAAGUCCUAAAAUGACACCUGUGACCUCAUGUAGUGGAGUUUAUCAUUAUAUAUGCCACAAAAAAACACAAUAUUGACUCCAUUCCUACACCUUUCUCUUGUGUUUUGGGGUUUGAAAAGGCUAUUGAGCAGAUUAUUAUUGUUAGCUAUCGUUUACCAGUUUGACUGCCAUUUGAACACGUUAUUUACUUCUGCAAACUGUAACCCCACUUUUUUGUUUGAUGCCGUGAAUUUCCAAAUGUUGGUGAUAUUCAGGUUCUGUAAACUGUGCCUCCACUUUCCUGGCCCCCCAAGAAUUUCAGAUAAUAGUCAUAAGCGGGUUCCCAGCAUCACUUCCCCUUUCAGUCUUGCUGGUAGUUCUCCUGAAACCAUCCUGUGGACUGACGUCGGUGAAGCAGAAUGUACCUCCUGUCCUAGAAUGUCCUCAGAGACUCUGGGAAGCUUUGUGAGGUGGCGUUUCUCUUUGUUUUUAGGAGACAUUCGUCUUUCUAGGGAGCAUCUAGCUAUGAGGAAUGUAUUGUUGGGACACUCAACAAACUCAAGUCACUGGAUCCCUUUGUGGAAGUAUCGCCACAGUGUUUGUCUCAAGAAGAUGGAAGGAAAUCACAGUCAUAUCAAAUAUUCCCUUAGGCACGGAUGUGUAUGUAUAUUAUGAGUACUAAAUGUGAGUUGAGCAAGUGCUGGAGGAGUGUACAUAGAAUAAUUCUGUCUUGUAAAUCAGUGGUUUUGAUCCAUGCUCCAUAAGGCCCCAAAGCUGGGUCAGAUAUAUACUUUAAAACAGUCAGAUGGUGGACUUUCUAAAAGUCGCAUCACCGGGCUGAGGUGGCGGUGAACAUGCGAUGUUAUUGAGAAGCUGGUCGAGAAUAUAAAAGUGUUGAACCAGUCUGGCUUUCACUGGAGAGUCAUAGUGUCCUAUUGUGGCUUAGCUGCCAUUUCACCCGGCUUUCUCACCUGACAGCCUGGGAAAAACACACCUUUUGAUUAUCAGCUUAAAAUUCUGUGCUACCUGUCUGCAAUCAUUUUGAUUUAAAAACAAAUUAUCAGCCUUAAAAAAAAAACACCUUGCCAAUCAAAUUAUCAUUAGUUGGUAGGUUGUCAUUCCAGUUCUGCCGGUGUAGGCUGAUUAGAGAUGAGGAACACAUGGAGCUGUUGCACAGUUUUGGCCUCAUUUAGAGCCACAAAUCAAGUCUUUAACUCGGCCAGAAACUCUAGUGAAGCAGAGCUGGCAUUGGAGAACAGAGUUUUGUUAUAAUGACAAGGUUUUUUUUAAGCAAAACAGACCAAAUGUUCAGCAGUUGGCUACGCAAGUUUAAAUAAUGGCAACGACACCACAACAAAAUCCACAAAAUCCUUGGUGUUAGCAUAUUGUGUGGCUAAUGUGGCUAAUGUUAGCUGUGAUUCUAUGUCCACUGGUCAUUGGUAGUCAUGACUUUUCCGAAGAACUGAUCGAUAUCGUGAUGCACGUGACAACUUUGUUUACAUUUUUGUCGGAGUUCCGACUUGCGGCGAAAAUCAACUUGCGUCAGGCCGUAGGAACGGAACUCCAAUUUCAGUCGAGGACCCCCUGUAUUUUAUUUCCAUAUUUCAGAUUGACUGGAAUUCCGCGAGUUCUUCUGAUAAAUACAGGCUUUGUCAUUAUAACAAGAUCUUGUUCUGUCGGCGCGGUGGUUUUGGUAGCUGGUAGCAGUCCUGUUCAGCUUUAGGAACCUGCUCUGUGCAGACAGAAACACUGAAGCAAGUUGUACUUGUGGCCUCCCCUCCUGUGCAGCGCAGCAGCACUUUUCUGUUCUCUGUGAUUCAGUUGAUUUUGUCAAACCACUGAUGUAGUUUCACAGCACCGACAUGAAGCUCAGCGCUGCACCGUCUGCACUCUGGAGGGAGAAACGAACCACAACAGAACUCAGUGACAAGGAUCGACGGGUCGCAUUCACCAAAACCUUCACUAAACCCCUGUGAAUUAGUUCUGCGGCGUUACUCAUCGUACUAAAAAUCCACAGAAGUCGUCACUGUAUGAGCAAUAAAAGCGUUUGCCAUCAUUCGUUGUGGUGAAUCCUCCACUUUAGCUCAACAAACCCACAUCCCCUCCCCCGCUCACGCUCUGCUUGCACUAUAAAGUUCCUCUGAGUCGGAUGUUUCCCUCCCCUCAUGAUGAAAGUAAGCAGACGUUCGGUUCUGCUCUCCAUGAUCACUGUCCAACCGUAAGGCCCUCCAUGAAUCUGCACUGUGUCUAUGUACACGAAAAGCUUCUUCUUUUUCUCUGUAAGCAAUAAUGACGUUGCAUUAAAAGGCUCUCUGCGGGUUUGUCUUCUGCUGAAGGAUGCAGCAAAAUGUAGUUCUGUCAGCCAUACUUGAAAGAGUGUAAAUGCUGAGUUCCUGAAGUCAAUUUCCCAUUCAUUUUUCCCAUAGAGCACAGGAGUUCUAAAAAUACGUCUCUGGAUCAGAAGUCUGCUAGUUUUUCAGUUCAUUGAUGGAAAAAACGAAUGUGAAGCUUUCUUCUUUAGAGCGGAGCUCUGAUAAAGGAGGCAGGACAUUUCAGUUGUAUCGGCAUUCCUCAGCAGUUUGGACAUUUGUGUGCAUUUGAAAAGGAGUUAGGACUUCUUGGACCGAUGCACGGUUCAAUUGUAGAUUAGCAGAUAAUGUGGUAAGAAGGGGGGGUACUUCCUGUCCUCCAGGUGUGAAGACAAACCCCAUGAUUGGCUCUUCUUCAACAUGCAGGUUAGGUAAAGAAGAAAAUGUAAAAAAAUAGAAUAAAAAAUAAAACAGCAAAACACGUUGAGUACCUGUAUUAUCUGUGUUCCUGUAGUAUAUAAAUAUGUGUACUGUAACUGGUGACUAAUUAUGUAUAUAAAGAUUAGACCAAG